Molecule: messenger RNA, 1748 nt
Organism: Leptonychotes weddellii (Weddell seal)
Lineage: Eukaryota; Metazoa; Chordata; Mammalia; Carnivora; Phocidae
Source: RefSeq, a predicted model, not a curated record
CGGCCCCUCGCCGUCGCGCUAAGCCCGCGGCCAGACGCCUACAGCCCCUCCGCUCGCCUCCGCGCCGGCCACCUCCGCCGCAGCCGCAUUUUCCUCCUCCUCCUCCUCCCCCGCCUCUUCCGUUUCUGGAGGGAAAGGCUGCAGCCUCCUUCGCUCCGCAUCCCCGGCUUAGGUAAUACGUUCUCCUUCUUACGUUCCCCUCGCGUCCCGCCGCUGCUUCCCUACUCCUCGGAUCUGGGUCCCCGAGCUGGGCGACCGGCACGCGCCUCAUCGCCCCUGCGGAAGGUAGCUGACGGCCCAGAGGGUGGGUGCCAAUUCCACCAGCAGCUGCAACUGGAAGGUUCAGAAAUGUCAGCUAUCCUCCGGGAGCUGCUCCGUGUGUCUGAGAAAGCUGCCAACAUUGCCCGGGCAUGCAGGCAGCAGGAAGCCCUCUUCCAGCUGUUGAUCGAAGAAAAGAAAGAGGGAGAAAAGAACAAGAAGUUUGCAGUUGACUUCAAGACGCUGGCUGAUGUACUCGUACAGGAAGUUAUAAAACAGAAUAUGGAGAACAAGUUUCCAGGCUUGGGAAAAAAAAUUUGGGGAGAAGAAUCGAAUGAGUUUACUAAUGAUUUGGGGGAGAAGAUUAUCCUGAGACUGUGUCCGACCGAGGAAGAAACAGUGGAGCUCCUUAGCAAAGUCCUGAGUGGUAACAAGUUGGCGUCCGAAGCAUUAGCCAAGGUUGUUCAUCAGGAUGUCAUCUUUACUGACCCAGCUCUGGAUUCGGUAGAGAUCAACAUUCCACAGGACAUUUUGGGAAUUUGGGUGGAUCCCAUAGAUUCCACUUAUCAGUAUAUAAGAGGUUCUGCUGACAUUAAAUCCAACCAAGGAAUCUUCCCUAGCGGACUUCAGUGUGUCACCAUUUUAAUUGGUGUCUAUGACCUACACACAGGGGUGCCCCUAAUGGGAGUCAUCAACCAACCUUUUGUAUCACAAGACCUAAACACCCUCAGGUGGAAAGGACAGUGCUACUGGGGCCUUUCUUACUUGGGGACCAACAUCCAUUCACUUCAGCUUCCCGACUCUGAAAGAAAGAGCAGGGACACACGGAGCCAAGUGACUGAAGACACCAACUCUGAGGCGGAAUGCUCCCACAGGUUUUCAGCUGUCAUUAGUACAAGUGAAAAGGACACUGUCAAGGCCGCUUUGUCACGUGUAUGUGGCGAGCGCAUGUUCCCGGCAGCUGGGGCUGGUUACAAGAGCCUCUGUGUUGUCCAAGGCCUUGUUGACAUUUACAUCUUCUCAGAGGAUACCACGUUCAAGUGGGACUCGUGUGCUGCUCACGCCAUACUCAGGGCCCUGGGUGGGGGAAUGGUAGAUUUAAGACAAUGCCUGCAAAGAAGUUCCGAAACGGCACUUGACUGGCCACAGUUGGUGUACCACGUGGAAAACGAAGGUGCGGCUGGCGUGGAUCGGUGGGCCAACAAGGGAGGACUGAUUGCAUACAGAUCAAGGAAGCAGCUGGAGACAUUCCUGAGCCUCCUCAUCCCAAACCUCGCGCCUGGGGAUACAUGCACAUAGACGAACUCCGUCCUCGUGUGCUUGUUCAACACCCAACUGUGAAACAAUUCCCCACAUCUGUUAUCUUUUGAAGACAGCUUUGUCCUAUUGAUGGUCAACAUUCUCCUUCCUCUUCUGAGGAGCAUUUUUCCAUUAUGUGUUCUUAAGAAUGUUAAUUUCAAUAAAUGAAUGGUAUUUGUGCAGCAGUUAAA